Messenger RNA from Eucalyptus grandis, 1810 nucleotides. Its product is annotated as aspartic proteinase. The record is from RefSeq and is a predicted model, not a curated record. Gene Ontology annotation, biological process: lipid metabolic process; proteolysis. NCBI's taxonomy places the organism in Eukaryota, Viridiplantae, Streptophyta, Magnoliopsida, Myrtales, Myrtaceae. Gene Ontology annotation, molecular function: aspartic-type endopeptidase activity.
CAUCAUGAGAACCAAUUUCAAGGCAUUUGUAUCCUUUCUGGUCAUUUCAUUGCUAUUGUCCCUGGUUUCCUCUGCCCCAGAGGAUGGUCUGCUGAGGGUGGGACUUAAGAAGUUUAAACCGGAUCCUAACAACAGGGUGGCUGCAAGGCUUGAAUCCCAGGGUGGGGGGUUGCUUAGGUCGUCAAUUAGGCCAUAUCAUCUGAAUGGUUGGCGAGGAGAUGCUCAGCUACCUGAUAUAGUUGGUUUGAAGAAUUACUUGGAUGCUCAGUACUAUGGAGAGAUUGGUAUUGGCACUCCCCCUCAGAAGUUCACCGUGAUAUUUGACACAGGCAGUUCCAACUUGUGGGUGCCUUCAUCGAAAUGCUAUUUAUCGGUGGCUUGUUUUUUCCAUUCCAAGUACCAAGCCAGCCAGUCAAGCACAUACAAGAGGAAUGGCAAAUCUGCUUCCAUUCAAUAUGGUACUGGAGCUAUUUCUGGUUUCUUCAGCAAUGACAAUGUCCAAGUCGGCAACUUAGUCGUUAAGGAUCAGGAAUUUAUUGAGGCCACCAGAGAGCCUGGUGUCACAUUCAUGGCGGCUAAGUUUGAUGGCAUACUUGGUCUUGGAUUCCAAGAGAUCUCAGUUGGAGAUGCUGUUCCUCUGUGGUACAACAUGGUGAAACAAAGGCUGGUUAAGGAACCGGUAUUUUCAUUUUGGCUCAACAGCAAUCCUGAUGAGGAAGAAGGGGGCGAACUAGUGUUUGGUGGGGUGGAUCAGAAGCACUUCAAGGGCAAGCACACUUAUGUUCCCGUGACACAGAAGGGAUAUUGGCAGUUUGCUAUGGGAGAUGUUCUUAUUGAUGGCAAACCAACUGGAUACUGUGGUGGUGGAUGUGCUGCAAUUGCUGAUUCUGGAACCUCUUUGCUGGCUGGUCCUACGACUGUGAUUACUAUGAUAAACAAUGCUAUUGGAGCCUCUGGAGUUGCUAGUCAAGAGUGCAAGGCUGUUGUUGCACAGUAUGGACAGACAAUUAUGGAUUUGCUUUUGGCGGAGGCUUCACCAAAGAAGAUCUGCUCUCAGGUUGGGGUGUGCACUUUUGAUGGGAAUCGUGGAGUUAGUAUGGGUAUCGAGAGUGUGGUGGAUAAAACCAAGGGUAGGUCCUCUGGCUUUAUGCAUGAUGCAAUGUGCUCGGCAUGUGAGAUGGCAGUUGUUUGGAUGCAAAGUCAGCUGGAGCAGAAUCAGACACAGAAGCGUGUUCUGAACUAUGUCAAUGAGCUCUGUGAUCGGGUUCCUAGCCCAAAUGGAGAAUCUUCUGUGGACUGUGAAAAGCUUUCCUCCAUGCCCGUUGUUUCAUUCACCUUGGGUGGCAAAGUUUUCGACCUCAGCCCAAAUGAGUACGUACUUAAAGUCGGACAAGAACCCAACACUCAGUGCAUCAGCGGCUUCACUGGUCUUGAUGUUCCUCCACCUCGUGGACCUCUCUGGAUUUUGGGGGAUGUCUUCAUGCGCCGUUAUCACACGGUGUUCGACUAUGGAAAUGUCAGGGUUGGAUUUGCAGAGGCAGCGUAGAGGAUUGUUCCUAUGUGGUUCCCCCCUGUUGUUAAUAUAUAUGUUCAGCUACUUCGUUCUGUGUAUGUUGAAAAAGACAGGUGGGGUUUGGUGGUCAAAUUAAAAGUCCUUUCCCAUCCUUUUAUGAUGAUGGACAACCGUUGUAAAAUGUUUCAGGGGGUUGCUUUCUCAUGUAGUAUGCAUUGCUGUUGCCCUUUAGACCUCUUUGAUGAGACAUGUUGAAUGUACUUAUUGCAUGCAUCUUAACUGGUGGAGUUCCCAGCA